This is a messenger RNA of Brachypodium distachyon (stiff brome), 3937 nucleotides long. RefSeq lists its product as uncharacterized. Lineage: Eukaryota; Viridiplantae; Streptophyta; Magnoliopsida; Poales; Poaceae. The transcript has 4 exons. Bases 1718 to 2665 code for a protein of 315 amino acids. The record is from RefSeq and is a predicted model, not a curated record.
GGGCUGCUCGUAGCCGUUGCCCGGGAUGGAACCUUCCCGGGAACUCGGGGACGGGGCCCACGCGUCGCGCAGCGGUGGUGCCCCGGGUGCCACUGGUGCGACACCGGCGAUGGCCGGCGUUGCCAAUGACGAGCGUAAGAGACACAACAAACGAUUUUACCCAGGUUCGGGCCACCCGGAGGUGUAAAACAGUACGUCUGGCCUCUGAGUGUGUAUUACUUGAUUGAAAGUGUGUUUACAAGUUGCCGGGAUGGUUCCCACGCUCUUUCUCCUAGUGCUAAGUGGCUACUUGCUAUUCUUGGGUCAAACCCUUUGACCGGUGGCAUUAGUCCUCCUUUUAUAGCCAAGGGGAUACCACAGACGCCGCGGUUUGCAUGGAGACACGUUGCUAGACACGCGUCGGACGGGAAACCUAGGCAGCUAGGCCAUGCUGCAUUGUAAUGCAUGCAAGAUAAAACCUACUGCGGGUAGGGUGAAACGUGCCCUAGAUUCACUGUGAAACGUGCCUCUCUGUCAGAGCAUUUAAUGCUUGUCUUGCGCUGCACUCCACCCUCUGACCAGCCCGCGCAGACAGGGCUUGCCGGGUGAGAGUGUUGCCGGGCAACUCCUCUUGUCCUGGAUCUUGGCCUUGACGUAAGCGCUCACGUCACGCGGUUUUCUCCUCGGCAAGAAGGCCUUGCCGGGAAUGGCCUUGACGAAGAUCUGCAUGCUGCUAUACAGGUGAUCCCCGCAGCGCGGCUUUGCCUAUUCCGGGGUGACCCCCUUCCCGAGGCCUUGCAGGGCUGGUGGCUUCCCGAGCCGUUUCUCCUCCGCGACCCGGGACGCCGUCCUUGCGGGAGGCAAGCGGGGCGAUCCACGCGUUAAGCAACGGUGGUACCCCAGGUGCCACUUGUGCGACAGUAGCCCCCGAGCGUGGGCCGGCAACGCCAGUUCCCGGGUAGAAUCUUCCUCGAUCGGUUGUCGGGCUACGCCCUAAACGACGCGUGGGUCCCCAAGGGAGCUUGGGUUCCCGGCCAUGACCCGUCCCAGGGACUCCGCCAUUCCGGGCGAAGUGGUGGGGUGCGAGAUUUCCGCCCUUACUCCCCCUAAUUACGGGGAUAGUUAAGGCCACGUCACACACUCCCUUUUGAUGCGUCAUUACUCCCAAGCACGCCUGUUAGACGUGGAUGUGGCCGUUGCUCCUCGCCAGCACGCAAUAAAAACCCAUCGCCGUACUAGGAAGCGGUCACUUUGGCCUCAGCAUUUCCUCACCAUCCCAAUCCCUCCUUGCGCCCCUAAUCCUGCCUAGCACUACCCGCACUCCCCAUGGCGCCCAAGGUUCCCAAGAAAGGAAAGGGCUCCACGGGCACUGCGGGCGGCAAGGCUGUGAAGGCCAAGAAGCCCGUGUCGGAGAAGGAGCAGAAGAACAGGGAGAUGCGGGCCAAGCAGGCUUUCUUCAAGCCCGGCUACAACGUCGAAGGGGUUGACAAGAUCCGCCACGCCGUCGCGUCCUCGUUCAACGAGAACGGCGGGACGCUCAUCUUCCCCGCCGGUGGCGACCACCAGGAGAACGACUUCCGGGUGUUCGCCCGCUUCAUCCUAGCCGGGUUUGUGCCGCCAUACUCGCUCUUCCUCCAUGCUCUAAUGUCGGCAUACCAGCUCAGGAUUGCAUAGCUCCACCCCACCUCUCUUUCUCCUCGCGGUAUUCCAAUUCCUCUGCGAGGGGUUCAUUGGGGUGAUGCCGUCGGUGGCGCUGUUUCGCCACUACUUUUACCCCCGCGUCGAGCAGACCGGGGCGAUGUCGUCUGGAGUCUCGUUCCGCGCCAGGGAAAAGAUGAAGUCGGAGUUCAUCGUCCGGAGCGACAAGAAGAUUGAGAAGGAGUGGCACGCGGGCUGGGGCUGGGUGCGUGUCGAGGAGCCGGAUGAAUUCCUCCACGCACCCACGGAGCUGCCGGAAGCACACGGCAACUGGGGGGACCGCGACGCGGAGCUCCUUCCCAUCGUCAAGAAGAUCAAGGCCCUGCGCUUGGCGGGGCUCACGGAUCUGGAUGUAGCGCACACCUACAUCAGCCGGCGCAUCGCGCCACUGCAGUGGCGGACAUGCCCCGCGUGGAUGUACACGGGGCCCGGGGACAACACUUGCCUGCAACGCGAGGGGGUGUCGCCGGAAGCAAUCAGGACGUGGGUGAAGGGGAUCAUCGGCGAGGACGCCCCGUUCAUGGAUCUGUCUCCCGGGGCAGCAUCACUUCAUGCUGAUGUCGCGGGCCUCCACGACAUCGUCGGCAGCUACCCACCCUUCAACGAGUGGGGGCUGAUGUCUGAGCCCCCGGCAUCCGCCCCGCAACCGCCGCCCCCUACCACCCGCGGGAAGCAGGUGGCCGAGGAGAGCGAUGUGGAGUCGGAGCCCGGGUGGUCCAGCGACGAGCCCAGUGGCGGCGAGACCAGGGGCGGCGCUGGAGUUCACGUGGUCGUCCUAGAAGCGGUGGAGGAUGAUGAGCCACUAGUGCGGCGACCAAGAGCGCCGGCGGCGGGGGUGUCCGGUGGGAGUUCAUCAUCCACCGGCCCCACGGCCCCCGCGGCCCUGGCUGCGCCCCCAGAGCCGACAACAGCGGCCACUCCAGCCCCCGCAGCAGUCGAGGCAACCCCGGCAGCCUCCGCUGCAGCGGCGGCUGUGGCAAUACCAUGAGGAUCUAGAGACCUGCCCGGGCGAGGAAUCUUCAGGCGCUACUCACUCAAGCAUAACCCUCCAAGAGACGACGCUCAAAAGGGGUCCGGCAAGAGGAGUAGGGACGGCGCCGCGCCCUCUGCACCCAGCAAUAAGCCGCGCACUCGAACCAGCACCAGUGCCAGUCUUGCUGGCACGGGGACCAAUGGCGCUGCCGCCGCCAAUCCCAUCCAGGGGGAGGAGGAGCGCGACACAGGCGGUGAUCAGCCUGCCGGCGGUAGACCAGCGACUGGGGCUAGUGUGGAGGGGAACAAGUCUCCCCCCCCCCCCCCAAGCUCAGUGAUCCCGCAAGGUCCGGCGGCGCCCACAACAGGGGUGAGCGGAGCCGUGGUCGACCUCGCCUUCAAGUCGAGAUCAUCGACCUGGAGGACGAGUCGGAAGUGGCCCUCGAGCCAAGCUCCGCCGCCUCGGACAAGGUAGCGGGGGUGCCCGCAAGCCUUGCUGAGGCGGGGCGUCGCAGGGUGCCCCAAGCCACACAGGCCCUGGGCACGGACGCCGCUGCCACCCAGAAGGGUGCAAUGCCUGCUGGGGGCACGGUCCCUCCACUAGACCCGCAGCCCGCAGGCGCGGGCGAGGAGGAAGGUGAGGGAGAGGGGCAACGAGCGCCGCCCCUGCAAGGAAAUGAGGCCCCGCACCAACAGACAUGGACCAUCGGACACAACAUUUGGCUCAUCAAGCUCAACUGGCAUGGACCAAAACUUAGAUAUUGGCUUAGCUUCCUCGAGCUGACAUGGACCAACCCGACCAAAACUAUUGGAUUUCAAACAGACGGGCGGGCAAACUUCAAAAUGUAUGCACCAAUUUCCAUCCGAAGAUUUUCUUGAUCCAAAAUUGUGCAAAUUUUGCUACCCAAAAUUCUCAUACACAGAACAAACUUGCAUUUUGCAAAAAUUGGUCCGAAGUUUUGGCCAUGUGCAAAAUUGGUGGAGAUCAUAAUAACUAUGGUUACACACACAUGCAUCGUUUAUUCAUUUCAGUCUACUCUGGCCUGGAAUCCUGGGCGCAACGCCUCGUACCGUGCAACGAGCAGAGGCUGUCGGCCGUACUGGCAAGUCGCGGAUCCGAGCACGUCACCGGUUGUCGGUUCUUCGAGGAGUAGAGCGCCGGCGGUCGGAUCUUCGAGGAGUAAGGGUGCCGGCAGCGGUGGGUUGCUAGAGAGAUCCAGGAGUGCGGCGGCGGGCGGCGCCUGGCGAGAUCUGGCCGGGUGAAGGCGUUCGGUGGCUGGCACUGGCG